This is a messenger RNA of Tripterygium wilfordii, 1858 nucleotides long. Its product is annotated as annexin-like protein RJ4. Gene Ontology annotation, molecular function: calcium-dependent phospholipid binding; calcium ion binding. The record is from RefSeq and is a predicted model, not a curated record. Gene Ontology annotation, cellular component: cytoplasm. The transcript is spliced from 6 exons. Lineage: Eukaryota; Viridiplantae; Streptophyta; Magnoliopsida; Celastrales; Celastraceae. Bases 632 to 1582 code for a protein of 316 amino acids.
AUGCUCAUCGGACGAUUGGACUAAGUCUUAUCUCUGAUUUUAUUUAUUUGCACAAUAAUUUGGAGCUAUUGAUCCAUUCUUGCGAUUAGUGUUGGCCAAACAAUAAUCAUAGAGAUCUCAGGAGCUGGUAUCCCGAUCAUCCUGGCUGCGGAGUAGUCACUAGUGCUGCAAGAUGGUGAUAUUCAUGCUCCACCAGCAGCUGAUCUGAAGUGAGUCUCUUCAUUGAUGUUCCCGGCAACCCCAUCCCCCUGCCCACUGUUUGAUGCGUCCUCUCAAGAUUCUAAACAAUGGCUGCUUCUAUAUUGGCCCACAAGCAGGUUCUCUGACAAGAAGCUAGAAUUUUUGGAUCCUUGGAGAGUGAGUUUCUAUUAGUUUCUGAAUUGAAUAAAACAAUGUUUGAAAGUUACAAAUGCAUGUGGUAGGAAAGAGCAGGUAAUCAACCAAGAUGUUGAUUGACUUGUUUUUAUUCAUUUAUAAUUGAUGUUCAAACAACUUAUGCUUUCAAUGGUGAUUCUUUCAAUAUUAUUAUUAUUAUCCAUAGAAGGGUGUGCAGCAAGACUACUUAUAUAAAAUAGUAGAUAGAUAAGGCUUCUUCACCAACGACUUUCUGGAGAAAAAAAAAGGUUCUGUAAUGGCUACUCUGAUUGCUAUUGAUCAUGGUAACUUCUCUCCGGCCGACGAUGCAGAAGCAAUAAGAAAGGCUUGUGAAGGUUGGGGAACUGAUGAGAAGAAUUUGAUCAAAAUAUUGGGUCACAGAAAUGCAUCUCAAAGGCAUCAAAUCAGGCUCCACUAUGGAGAAAUUUUUAAGGAAGAUCUGAUCAAGCGUUUCGAGUCCGAGCUUUCAGGGGACUUGGAGAAAGCAAUGUAUAGAUGGAUGUUGGAUCCAGCAGAUAGAGAUGCAGUACUUGCUAAUGUAGCUUUCAAGAAGGGCAGUCCUGAAUAUCAUGUAAUCAUCGAAAUCGCUUGCGUUCUAUCCCCAAAAGAGCUCUUUGCUGUGAGAAAGGCCUACCAGAUCCGCUACAAGAACUCGUUGGAGGAAGACUUGGCAUCCCACACCACGGGUGACAUACGCAAGCUCUUGGUUGGCCUAGUGACUGCAUAUAGGUCCACCAUUGAUGAAGUGAAUGCAAGAUUAGCAGACAAUGAAGCUGAGAUUCUUCACAAUGCUAUUAAAGCUGAGGAGUAUAAUCAUGAAGAAGUUAUCAGGAUCUUGACUACAAGGAGCAAGGCCCAGCUUAUGGCGACUUUCAACCGCUAUAGAGAUGACCAUGGCAUUUCCAUCUCUAAGGCGUUAUCGGGUGUUAAAGACAAUGAUUUUGUGAAGGCGUUGCAUACGACUAUUCGAUGCACCAAUGACCACCAGAAGUAUUAUGAAAAGGUUUUGCGCAAUGCCCUCAGGAGGAAUGGGACUGAUGAGGAUGGACUUACUCGUGUGAUCGUUACAAAGGCAGAGAAGGACUUGAAGGACAUCAAGGAGGUUUAUUACAAGCGAAACAGUGUGUCGCUUGAUCAUGAUGUGGCCAAGGAAACUUCGGGUGAUUACAAGGCCUUCCUCCUCACUCUGCUAGGGAAGGAGGAUUGAACUUCUCAUCCAUCAUUUUCAACUUUUAUGUCUUAAAAUGUUGGUGUAUCAGUUUAACUUUGCUGUUGUGAGGCUGUUUUUCCUAUGUCUUUGGUCUUAGAUUUCUAUGUGUGUGUGGCAAAAGUUCUGGUCCUAUUUUCUAAUAAGAAACUGAGAGUUGACUAUCUCUUGGUUUUAUGACUUACUUUAGGCUUAGCUUCAAGUGCAUAGAACUCACUAGUUUGGGAAUUUUCGCCUUUAGUUUCUUCAAGUUACCGUAUCCUUCUUUUUCUCUUA